AACUCCCCGCGGCCCCGCGUGGCUGCGGUGCGCGCGCCCGAACGCGCGGCUCGGCCUUAUAAAGAGAGCACGGCGAGGCGCGCGCUCCACUUCACAGAGGGUGCUCCGUGGGCAGUGCCGUGCGCCUGCGCAGUGCGGGCCACUCCCCGCCCCCUGCCCCGCCGCUCCUCAGCCGGCAGGCCCGGCCCAGCUUCGGCUCCGCGCCCUCGCCCGGCUCUCAGCCGCCGCUCUGCCCUGCAGCAGCCAGCCCGGCCUCCGGCAGCAUGUUCAGCUGGGUCAGCAAGGAUGCCCGCCGCAAGAAGGAGCCGGAGCUCUUCCAGACGGUGGCCGAGGGGUUGCGGCAACUAUACGCGCAGAAGCUGCUGCCCCUGGAGGAGCACUACCGCUUCCACGAGUUCCACUCGCCCGCGCUGGAGGACGCUGACUUCGACAACAAGCCUAUGGUGCUCCUCGUGGGCCAGUACAGCACGGGCAAAACCACCUUCAUCCGGCACCUGAUCGAGCAGGACUUCCCCGGGAUGCGCAUCGGGCCCGAGCCCACCACCGACUCCUUCAUCGCGGUCAUGCAUGGCCCCACCGAGGGCGUGGUGCCGGGCAACGCGCUCGUCGUCGACCCGCGGCGCCCUUUCCGCAAGCUCAACGCCUUCGGCAACGCCUUCCUCAACAGGUUCAUGUGCGCCCAGCUGCCCAACCCGGUCUUGGACAGCAUAAGCAUCAUCGACACUCCCGGGAUCCUGUCUGGAGAGAAGCAGCGCAUCAGCAGAGGUUACGACUUCGCGGCCGUCCUCGAGUGGUUCGCCGAGCGGGUGGACCGCAUCAUCCUGCUCUUUGACGCCCACAAGCUGGACAUCUCCGACGAGUUCUCGGAAGUCAUCAAGGCGCUCAAGAACCAUGAGGACAAGAUCCGCGUGGUGCUGAACAAGGCCGACCAGAUCGAGACCCAGCAGCUGAUGCGGGUCUACGGGGCCCUCAUGUGGUCCCUGGGGAAGAUCAUCAACACCCCCGAGGUGGUCAGGGUGUACAUCGGCUCCUUCUGGUCCCACCCGCUCCUCAUCCCCGACAACCGCAAGCUCUUCGAGGCCGAGGAGCAGGACCUCUUCAAAGACAUCCAGUCUCUGCCCCGAAACGCCGCCCUCAGGAAGCUCAAUGACCUGAUCAAGCGGGCGCGGCUGGCCAAGGUCCACGCCUACAUCAUCAGCUCCCUCAAGAAGGAGAUGCCCAACGUCUUCGGUAAAGAGAGCAAAAAGAAAGAGCUGGUGAGCAACCUGGGCGAAAUCUACCAGAAGAUCGAGCGGGAGCAUCAGAUCUCCCCCGGCGACUUCCCCAGCCUCCGCAAGAUGCAGGAGCUCCUGCAGACCCAGGACUUCAGCAAGUUCCAGGCCCUGAAGCCCAAGCUGCUGGACACGGUGGACGACAUGCUGGCCAACGACAUCGCCCGGCUGAUGGUGAUCGUGCGCCAGGAGGAGUCCCUGAUGCCUGCCCAGGCCGUGAAGGGCGGUGCUUUCGACGGCACCAUGAACGGGCCCUUUGGGCACGGCUACGGCGAGGGGGCCGGCGAGGGCAUCGACGACGUCGAGUGGGUGGUGGGCAAGGACAAGCCCACCUACGACGAGAUCUUCUACACACUGUCGCCUGUCAAUGGCAAGAUCACGGGCGCCAACGCCAAGAAGGAGAUGGUGAAGUCCAAGCUGCCCAACACGGUGCUGGGGAAGAUCUGGAAGCUGGCCGACGUGGAUCGGGACGGGCUGCUGGACGACGAGGAGUUCGCCCUGGCCAACCACCUCAUCAAAGUCAAGCUGGAGGGCCACGAGUUGCCCGCCGACCUGCCCCCGCACCUGAUCCCGCCCUCCAAGCGGAGGCACGAGUGAGCGACCCCUACUCCCACCGGCCGGCCAGGCAGAGGCUGCAGGGGAGGGGAGGGUCAGCAGUUCCCAAGACCAUAAAGACUGAGCAAUAUUUCCUCAGCUCGCAAAGGAAAACCACCAUCUUUAUCUUAAGGCUGCUCCUGGGGAGGCAGGGGUGAUACUCGUAGGUGAACGAUGGAAUUUUGUGCAUAAGAACCAUGGAUAUUUUUAAUAUAUAACGUUAGAGGCAGCGUU
This is a messenger RNA of Balaenoptera musculus (blue whale), 2099 nucleotides long. RefSeq names its product EH domain containing 1 (gene EHD1). The coding region runs from base 264 to 1868 and encodes 534 amino acids. Gene Ontology annotation, biological process: endosomal transport; clathrin-dependent synaptic vesicle endocytosis. The record is from RefSeq and is a predicted model, not a curated record. Lineage: Eukaryota; Metazoa; Chordata; Mammalia; Artiodactyla; Balaenopteridae. Gene Ontology annotation, molecular function: calcium ion binding; molecular adaptor activity; protein binding. The transcript is spliced from 5 exons. Gene Ontology annotation, cellular component: cytoplasm; plasma membrane; presynaptic membrane.